AUUAUCAUAAACAUGUUAUCUUUUAUAUUGUAGUAUAUAAAGGUGAUCACAGAACAUAAAUUACAUAAUGGUACAGUCUUAGCUCUCUCUCUCCAUCUCUCUAAAUGGAGGAGACACGGAAGAAAGAAGUCAAGAGGGGAAGAGAUACGGCGGCGAAGGAAAUGCAAACGCCGAUGAUGAUCUCCGGAGGAGGCGAUAACGAGGACGAGUAUACUCCUGAAGAAAUCAUGCAGCUCGUCGAGUCUUCUUAUCCGACGACGAACAUCGACGGAACUAACUUUUCCGGCGAGGAUCAGAGUUUCAGAGUGAGGUUUAUCGACGAUCCGUACGCGGUUCCGGUGGUUGUUCAGUCAUCUACCGGUUACAUCACGAUCAACGUCAACGAGGAAAGCUGUGGUCCGUCGUUUUCAGACAGCAACGCUUCCGCCAUGGCAAGCGUCGAUGCAAGCGGUCUGUUCGGUUGCUGCCUCGGUUCGAACGGCGCGUGGAGUACAAACGACGUGAGAGCGAGUGAGAACGAGUGUGAGUGGGACGACGAAUUGCUGGCGAGGUUUCUAGGUGAAGACAGUGUUUGACCAAUGCGUCGUCUUGCGGAGAAAGCUUUUGAAUGUUUGGGGGUAUUUUGGUCAAUUCGAAGGACUGUCAUUAAGAUAAAAUUGAUUUGCAUGUUGUUAAUAGGUAGGUAGCAAGAAAAUGGAAAAUCAGUUAAUGGUAGUAAAAACUAGAAUAGUUAGCUAGCAUCUACCUAGUUUAAUGUGACCAUUUUGGUAAAUUAUGUCACAUAGUGGUGCGAAUGAGUAAUACCUUGAGG
Brassica oleracea var. oleracea is the source of this 811-nucleotide messenger RNA. RefSeq lists its product as uncharacterized. NCBI's taxonomy places the organism in Eukaryota, Viridiplantae, Streptophyta, Magnoliopsida, Brassicales, Brassicaceae. The record is from RefSeq and is a predicted model, not a curated record. The transcript has a single exon. The coding region runs from base 105 to 575 and encodes 156 amino acids.